This is a messenger RNA of Bipolaris sorokiniana ND90Pr, 1711 nucleotides long. RefSeq lists its product as uncharacterized. Gene Ontology annotation, cellular component: mitochondrion. The transcript is spliced from 2 exons. Gene Ontology annotation, molecular function: phosphatidylserine decarboxylase activity. The record is from RefSeq and is a predicted model, not a curated record. Lineage: Eukaryota; Fungi; Ascomycota; Dothideomycetes; Pleosporales; Pleosporaceae. Bases 55 to 1407 code for a protein of 450 amino acids. Gene Ontology annotation, biological process: phosphatidylethanolamine biosynthetic process.
CCUGGGGACACCAUCAUCCUGCCAAGAAGUCUACCAUUCACAAUCACAUUACUCAUGACCAUUUCUCACCAGGAAGACACCAAAAAUGCUCCCGAAGAGCACCAGUUGCACCGCACCGGCUCAUGGCUGCCAUCCGACCACCGCGUGCACAAAAAAUGGCUGAGAGACAUCAUAGAAAGGGUAGAAAACGACCCAAAAGAUCUCCAUCCAGUCAUCCAAGAAUUCAAAGAUUUGAUUGAGAAAAAUACGCGUAUCUACAUCCUCGUCAACUCCAUGUUCGAAGAGAUACCCGCCAAGAAGCCGUACAAGCGUGACCCGGGCGGCCACAAGCAAGUCCGCGAUUACCACCAUAUGCUGGCGCUUUUCAAUCACAUUCUUACUGCUGCGCCUGAAUGGAGUGAUCAUGAGUAUUCGGUUGGUGUGGUUGGGACGCCAUUUAAUGCUAUUCUGGACUGGCCUAUGGGCACACCAUCCGGCUUCGCCUUCUUCCUCGACCCAGAAGUCAAUAAGAUGAUCAAAAAAGUCCUAAACGCAUGGGCCGAAUUUCUCGCUUCACCAGAUUCAGCGUACGUACUAGAUAACAACCAGAUCGGCUGGUUCAGCGACCACGGCACACACGAUCUCGAACUGACCGCGAACGUUGGCCGCUCCUCCCACAAAUUCGACGAGCUCUUCCAAUGCGAUCCGAAAAAGAAGCACCGCGGCUACACCUCCUGGGACCACUUCUUCACCCGCCUCUUCCACUCCGACAAGCGUCCCGUGGCCAGCCCCGAUGACAACACCGUCAUCGCAAAUGCCUGCGAGUCAAAACCAUACAAAGUGAGCCGCAACGUCGCACAGCGCGACCGAUUUUGGAUAAAAGGCCAACCCUACUCGCUCAUGGACAUGCUCGCCAUGGACCCCCUGCACGAAUACUUCAUCGGCGGAACGAUAUACCAGGCCUUCCUUUCCGCGCUGAGUUACCACCGGUGGCACGCGCCCGUCAGCGGGACGAUCAAGAAAGCGUAUCUAGUCGAAGGUACCUACUUUUCCGAACCACUAUUCGAGGGUCUCGGUGAUCCUUCCACCAAGGGAGGUAUUAGUGAAGAAGGUGAGAAAACAGGACAGGGAUAUCUUACUGCGACGGCUACGCGAGCGAUCAUUUUUAUUGAGGCGGAUAAUUCCGAUCUAGGGCUUGUGUGCUUUAUGGGAAUUGGUAUGACGGAAGUGUCUACAUGCGAGAUCACAGCCAAAGAAGGGGAGCAUGUUGAGAAGGGGGAUCAGAUUGGCAUGUUUCAUUAUGGGGGGAGUACGCAUUGCUUGAUUUUCAAGAAGGGAGUGGAGUUGGAGGGGUUUCCUGAUACGCAGGAUGUGAAACAUAACGUUCCUGUCAGGUCGAAACUUGCUGUUAUUAAGAAGACUGGCUGAUUGGGGUGGGAACUAGGAGGUAUUGGAGUAAAGCUUCGUAUCGCUGGUGCUAUGAGACUUUGCUGAUUGAAUCAUAGACCUACAAACCUUUUCUAAAUGCAUCUUCAUAUCGGGGGCCACAUAUAGUUUCUAUAACAACACGAGUAUUUUUUUGUGUGAAUAAGAGCCGAGGGAUAUACAUGAGUCUAUGCUGAUAUGCACAUGGCUUGUAACGUGAACGCUUAUUCGGAAAAGUAUAUCAACAAGGAAUUCGCAAUCCAUCACUUUGGCUUGGAACAGAUGCUUACAAUAGUACACCAUACAC